AGAGAGAGAGAGAGAGAGAGCGAGUCACAUUCCGAGCGGAUCACGGAUGCUUAUAGAAGCGUUGCGUAACGGCGUCGGACGGACGGCGAAACCUCGGCGGCUGCUGCUGCUGCUGCUGCUUGGGUCGUCGAGUCUCGUCAAGUUCGACGAAAACCCCGCUGCAUCCUCUCCCGGUGUCGAGCACCCGGUUCCGAUAUCCAACGCCAUCCCGGAGACGGCCACCACUCGUCCACUCGUUUCGAGAGAACUCGAGAGCAAGUGUGUCGUCGCGCAGUGCCGAUUGACCCCGACAGGUGACUCGAAUUUAGAUCUCGAACAGCGUCGACUCGAAUCGCGUCGUCGAUUCUCGGGACGGAGAGAAGAGGCUCGUGUCUCGUGGCGCGAAACCCCAGCUGCCCCUCGCUCGAUUCGGGAAGAUCGGUGACGUGUUUUCGAGCUGGCGGAUGGACGUGUGUGGAUCGAGAGAGAGAGAGAGAGAGAGAGAGAGAUCGCAUGAUCGAUAGAUCGAGUGGUGAGAAAGAUAGGGAACGAGGUGAAGGAGGAAGAAGUGUCGAAGAACAAGUAAUCGUGUUCAUUAGGGUGAAUUAUUCGUCUGAAGUGUGUUUCAAGGCCGGGGGGGGGUAGUCACGGGAUCGUCGAUAUGUAAACCGUGAGCGAUCGUCAGCUCGCACGGAAUCGGGAUAUGUUUCUCUCGGGUCCGUUGCUGUCCGACCAACGGCGACUAAAAUUAACCCGUGUCGAAUCCUAGAACGUCUAGCCUCGCUUCGGGCUGAAUUUCGUAUUUAUAGAUCGUACACAAAGAGAGGAGAAAAAAAAAAAACCGUAUCCUUGACAUCCAAAUAACCGAUCGGUAAUCGAUCGGUAAUCGAUAAGCUCGAGCGCUGAAAUACUGGAGAAAUUCGCUAGACGCUCGCUGGUUAACGAUAAACGGGGAAUCGUAGACGUAAAACGAGCGUGAGCACGGGAGCGGUUUUCGAGCGUGAUUUAACGUUCAAGGAGUUGAUCGCGGCUAAUUGUCAGUGUCCGCUGGUCGACGUUUUGGAGUGAUCAACAAAGGGUUGUUGGGUGAUCUUGCAGAGGUCCGUCGGUGCUACGCGUGAGACGAGAAGGUGGAAGGUGGAAGUGACGGUGGAGGGAAGGAAGGAUGACGGAACGGCGUUCAGCAGGGGGACGGCACGCGUGCGGUUUUUGGUAACGGGUCAGCGGGACGACGAUAACGAAGACGACGAAGACGACGAAGACGACGGCAGGGAGGACGAGAACCACGACGACUACAACGACGACCACGACCACGACCACAACCACGACGAGAAAGAAGAAGAAAAAGGACGAAGAUUACGACGUGGGUGGUGGGGAAAGAAGUUGUUGGUGGAGGAGGAGGAGGAGGAGGAGGUGGAAGACUAGAGGGAGAGAGAAAGAGAGAAGUGGUGUGUUGAGAGAUGCAGCAACAGUCAGCGCCGAACGGGGUGGCAGGUGGUGCCGAAUUGCCUCAAACAGGUGGCAUAAGCUCGGCCCAACCUGGAGCGACAGGUACCGCCACGGCGGCGUCUAAUCGUGCCCAGGUUAACGGUGGCAGAUUCGAUUUCGACGAUGGCGGCACCUACUGCGGCGGUUGGGAAGAUGGAAAAGCUCACGGGCACGGCGUCUGCACGGGACCCAAGGGCCAAGGUGCAUAUUCCGGCAGCUGGCACUAUGGUUUCGAGGUCUCCGGUGUCUACACCUGGCCUAGCGGAUCGGUUUACGAAGGCCAGUGGCAGAACGGGAAACGGCAUGGCCUGGGCAUGGAGACUCGUGGACGAUGGAUUUACCGGGGCGAAUGGAGUCAAGGAUUCAAGGGCCGAUACGGUGUCAGACAAUCGACCACGUCCACCGCGAGGUACGAGGGCACGUGGGCGAGCGGACUUCAGGAUGGAUACGGUUCAGAGACCUACGCGGACAGCGGCACGUAUCAGGGGCAAUGGUACCACGGCAUGAGGCACGGAUAUGGCGUGAGAGCGAGCGCGCCUUUUGGUUUGGCAAGUCAUUACAAACCGUCGAAGCAAGUCAGGGCUUCCUUGACGUCCCUGAGAAGCGCGGACGAUGGCGGCGCGGUGGCACCGACGCCGGAACCGACCGACAGAAGGGAUCGUCGGGUUGGCGACAGCAGGGGUGGCUUCGUGCUCAAAGCCAGGAGUGAUAAUCCACCGGCAAGGAGGAAGAGCCUCACGGAAAAGUCAUUGAAGAAGGGCAUCCUCUCGGGGCUGAAGAUUCGGAAGCAGAGGAGUACGGGUGAUUUGGAGAAACACGGUACUGGAGGCAGUAUUAGGAGCAACGCUAGCUCAGCAUCGUGGAUGUCGACAGAGAGCUCGCAGAGCCAGGCUUCGGCAUCCGUUCACACGGACAGUAACGCGUCCUUCGUCAUCGAGGACGAGCAAAUGGACGCUUCGGUGACCGAGACGUAUCUAGGCGAAUGGAAGAACGACAAGAGGACAGGUUUCGGUAUAUCGGAGCGUAGCGACGGUCUGCGAUACGAGGGCGAGUGGUUCAACAACCGGAAAUACGGGUACGGCGUGACGACGUUCAGGGACGGCACCAAGGAGGAGGGCAAGUACAAGAACAACGUGUUGAUCACCAGUCAGAAGAAGAAGCACCUGUUCCUUAUCAGAUCGGCCAAGUUCCGCGAGAGGAUAGAGGCCGCGGUGAACGCGGCUCAGAGGGCGAGCAAGAUCGCGCUUCAAAAAGCGGAUAUCGCGAUCUCGAGAACAGCCACCGCUCGAGGGAGAGCCGAGCUGGCGGACGCGGCUGCCGAGCAAGCGAGGGAAGACUCGGAACUGGCUCAGCAGACGGCCAAGCAAUUCGCGCCGGACUUUCGGCAACCUGGACUGGAGAGGCUGCGAAACAGAGAGAUACCGAAGUACGUGCCACCGCCCCAGGACACCGUACCAGGGAAGAGUAUCCUUCACAAGGCGGCCAGCGUGGACCAGCCUGGCUCCACGCCGAUGAAGAGCCCGACCUCGGAGCCAACGUCGGGAUCGACCACGUCGGGGCCAACCACCACGGCGAGUAACGUGAUGCAGUCGAUCAGGAGAACCAGCAUGAAGCCGCAGAGCCAACUGUUGCAAAAUCAACUGCUGAGCAAUCAGUUGCCGCAGAAUCAGCUACCGCAGAAUCAGUUGUCGCAGAGCGAGCUGUCGAAUCCGACUCCGGCUCAACUGGUGAACCAGCUACCUCUGAAUCAAUUGAAUCAGACAUCGCUGAGCGGUCAAAAUCUUUAUCAAACUCAGUACCCUCAGACGAUGGCUCAGAGUCCCGUUCAACAGGGCCAGUACCCUAACAGUAUACCGAAUCAGUAUCAGCUGAUGAGUCAGUUCCAAGGUGGCCAAUACGCUCCGCAGAAUCAAUACCCUGUUCAAAGUAGUCCCUACAGUCAGUCUCAGUAUCAACCUAUGAGUCCACCUCAGGGCGAUCAAUAUUUGUAUCAGCAGCAGAUUGGACCGCAAGGAUAUCAAAACACGCAGGGUUAUCCUAAUCAGCAGACGUUGCCGAAUCAAUACGGGCCAAGUCAAAUGAAUCAAUACAACUCACAGCAAAUGUACGGGCAGUCCCAACAACUACCGCCACAGUCGCAAACCCAGAUUCCGCAACAAUACGAACCAGAUGGGGACGCGAAACGACCACCGAGUUCUACGAGUAUACGAAGGAACAGCAAGGUUUUGACUCCCCAAGACCGACCCAGCACCAUCGGGCAAACGCUGAACGACAGGCUAGAUCAUUAUAAAAGGCCACCCAGUCGCGAUAGUUCCGUAGACCGAUACGCUAGAGCGCAUUCCCGGUUGACUGGUUCGAGACAGCCGUCCGUCGAUAAAACCGUCACGAAUCCAUCCAUGGACAUGCUCGACAGAUCAAUGAGAGCACCGAGUGCGAUUCGAUCGGGCACGCCAUUAAACGGAUCCGUGGUGGGAAGCGGUGCCGCGACGCCGACGUACGCAGCCUCGACGUCCAGCCAAUUCGAGAGCGCCUUGCUGAAGAAUCGUAACCUUGGACAGGAUAUUCUACCGAGUCCGGGGCAGCCUAAGCGUACAGAAAGCCUCUACGUCACUCCCGGACGCGGUUCGACCGCAUCCGGCGGCGGAGGCGGCGGCGGCGGCGGGGGCGGCAUGUCGAAGGACGCAGGCCGGACGGUCCCCGCCUUCGCCGCAACGUCAAAGGGCCGCGCAACCCUAUGAGUAUAAGUAUUAAUAAAUAAAUAUGUACACACACACUGCGAUGCAGAGCCGUGCGCGCGAGCUGAGCCGCGUUUCACAACGAAUGAGUCGAGGUUGAAAAGAUGGGGCGGCGGGCGUUCGUGACUAGACCCUGGAUUCCUCUGAUUCUGAGUUAGGGGGAACCAGCGGGAACAAAGGGGAUGUUCGAGGGAAAGGGAGACGGGACAGCCUCUUUCGAUUCUAUCGGGGAGAGAAGCGUGGCCUGCCAGGCGACUGACUGGUUCCACGGAACUAAUUUAGGGGUUUAAGAUCAACAUCAGUGGGAUCCUCCAUUUGUACCCUCGUCAUGGCACACAACGGCCGCGAGACCGUGGCCAAAAGUCAAUUUUUCAGAUUCAACGUUUCGACGAAACUUUGUUGUUUUUUUUUUUUUUUUUCUUCUUCUUCUCCUUCUAUGAAAUGGGGAAACUCUGGAACACAAAGUGUGUGUGUUGCUCGUUUCAGAUAAUUACACGCUAAAGUCGGAAUUCUGAAAAUCAUAGCGGAGCUAAUUCUGUUUGAUUGUUAAUUAUAAAAACGGUUUAAAUUGUUGUUUUGUCGUUUGUACGUGUAAAAAUUCUGGAAACCAAAAUAUUACCUGUUUCAGAGAAUUACGCGAACGCGCUAAAGUCGAUAUUCUGAAAAUCAAUGUGAAGCCAAUUCUUUUGUUAUUAUUGAUUACAGAACGGUAAAUUAAAAGGGUUGAAUCAUUGUCAUCAACAAUGUUUCAAUUGUGUUUUGAGUAUAUUUUAAUCCAUGUACAAAACUGGAAUACUGUUUUGUGGCAAUUUGAACUUUGAGAGAACAAUUUUGAAACAAUAAUUAAGAGCGGCUGACGUCAGACUUGUGUUACACGAAAGAUUAAACUGUUAAAUUGUUGAGAAGAGCAUAGAAAUUUUAAGCACAAUCUCCUGCAACCUUUAAAUAAACACGGAUUUUAAAAAGUAGAAGCGAUACUUGGACAGUUAUGCUUCAAUCUUAAACGCGUAAUUGUCACCACAAUUCUUCAUGCUAUUUCUAAUGAUGUGACGGAAACAAAUGUUCGAUAUUCAGUCUUCUGCAAAUUGAAAAGAAAAUUCAAACCCAAGUGAUAUUUUUCGAAAUGUCGUCAUUAUUAUGUUCGACUUGACAACGCCAAGGCCACACCACGAUCUUAAAUCUUGAACAAACAAAAAAAUAAUUUUGGCCUCGGAAACGCUGCCUCCGGUUCGAAACACUGUGCACGGUCCACGAGUAACUCGUAGCCUGUAUGUUGUUCGGUGUGAUACUGUGUUUUAGUGAAGUUCAAUGUUAUCCGCAGGGUAUAUAAAACGCAUUGUGUUCUAACUUACGGUUACACGACAACCAAGUAGGGUGCCACUACUUGCAUGCUUCUUCACGAAACCAUUAAAUCUCUAAGAAUCUAUGAGGAAUGACAGUCGAGGUAUAGUGAGGGGGCAAACUUCGCUCAAGAAUCUAGGGUCUACUCGCGACCAGUGUCGCGCGCUACCUAACAAUCUCUCGAGCUUCAACGAUGCGGCAGUAUAUUAAACGCAUUCUCCAUCGCCAUCGACCAACAAUUAUAUAUAUAUAUAUAUACAUAUACACCCAAGUUCGUUCCAAAGUAUUGUACCAAAGUGUUAUUAUCGUUCCAAGAUGCGUGUUCCAAGACGCGUGUCUCCCCGUCGUUGAAUUGUUGAAUCACGUCAACGUGGCCCGGAUGAAUGUACCGUGAAGGAUCGUACCGCCAAUAUUUCCCGAUAUAUCGAUCGAACAUGCUCGCUGGACGUUCGACUCGACUCGUUCGGUGCGCGUGGUAUUGCAGGAUCACGGUUUAGCGAGCACGGGCAUCUCACAGUUUACACGAGCAUCGUGAGCGACGUGUUAAAAGGGAACAGAGACCGGAAUCGUUGUGUUUAGCAUGCGUCGAAAGGGCAAAUAUUUUCAGACCGACCAUUUAGUCUCGACGAUCGCGCGUGUGCCCCAGACAGGGGCAUUAGGGUAAGGUUACCAGCGAGAACGACUUUGAACGGUAAAAUUAUCGAAACUGAGAAGUAUCCUUAUGCAACGAGGAUCGUUAUUACGAAACGUGGUGAAAAGAAGGGACAGGGAGAAGGAGAAUAUCGGCGUGUGAUAUCGCAAACACGAGAGCAAUCCGUUAUCAGUUCGUUUCAUCGAAUAAGCUUUCAGUUCCAAAGUAAAUACACGUACGAUACGUACGAAGUUUUCGUGAGUCACGGAUGAUCACGUCACGCUCGUUGAGAGUAUACCACUGUCGUAAAAAUCCCCGGCGCGAAUUGAAAGGCGUCCGCCGCCGUAGAAAGGUUCUAUUGGCUUCUUUCGCGCAUAAAUCGUCGUCGCUGUGAUAUACGACCUCUCCUCGUAGCCUUACCCUAACGUACACCGGCGAGUUACGCUCGAAACUCUCAAGGUGUGAACUAGGAAAGAAAGAACUCGGUACCUGGUCGUAGAUUGUUACUAGCUACUAUGUAGAUAAUUGAUAGCCACUUACGAGCCCUUUCAGCUCAGAGUUCGACCACUGAUCCGUAAACACGUAAUCUCAUUUCGUUUUCUUUCUUUCUUUCUUUCUUCUUCUUCCUCUUCGACGACGACGAUUCGCGCGUCGUCGAUUGUAAGAAGCGAGGCACGCGAGAGCUGAAAAAAAAAAAUACCUCGAUACGCACAGAUAAACAGGUUCCUCCUCGGACUCGGUACAAAAUGGCGUUACCCAGGCUGAAAGGGUCAAAUCGAAUUUGGGCAUUGAACGAAGCGAGCAACGUUCUCUCCCCCUCCUCGUCAGAGACAGAGUUAUUUUUCUACGAGAAGCACGAUAGAAGUAGUGGAACGGGCGAACGAGAAUAUUUACGAGAGUUUCGUCGGGCGACGCAGACGAUCUGCGCUUGAUUUGUCGAUAUUGUGACUCGUUCGAUCAGAUAUAGCCUCAUAGGAAGAGCAAAAAAAAAAAAAAAAAAAAAAGGAAAAGAAAA
Frieseomelitta varia is the source of this 7189-nucleotide messenger RNA. Its product is annotated as junctophilin-1-like. NCBI's taxonomy places the organism in Eukaryota, Metazoa, Arthropoda, Insecta, Hymenoptera, Apidae. The coding region runs from base 1440 to 4205 and encodes 921 amino acids. The record is from RefSeq and is a predicted model, not a curated record. Gene Ontology annotation, cellular component: plasma membrane; junctional membrane complex; endoplasmic reticulum membrane. The transcript has 9 exons.